GCCCCGUAUUGUUUAAUUUAAGCUGCGGCUUUAUAUUUAUAUUUCUUGGGGAAUGUUCACAGAGAAGUUCACUUUAAUGUUUAACUGGAAAUGUACUAAAAAAACUCUAGGAGAAACACUAGUAAUUAGUAACACAUUAGUAACUUUAAGGCAGGUGGCUGUAGUUCACCCAUUUUGACGCACAUAAUGAAGAGUACGUUUCUGUUGUCCUUGACACGUCAAAAUGAAUAACGAAUAUGAAUGCGCUUUCUGAAAAGUUUGUUCAGUGUAAACCAAUUAUAUUUUUUCUUUCUCUUUUUUUCCUUUUUCUUUUCUUUUUUUAAUCUAGACACUCUCAUAUACAGUUUCUGAACAUACAUCAUGCACACCUGGCUUUGACUCAGAGCUCUAUGUAUUCAAAGUCGACAGAGUUAAUCUUCACAUUGGCAGGAGGCUUGGUAAAGUGGUUUUCAAUGACUGCACAGGCCGCACACAAACUCUCUUCAACUCGGUGGAUAAGCGAUUUAAAGUGGACAUGGAUGGAACCUUGACGCUGAAGAGACAAGUGACUCUGCAUGAUGGACACAAGAGGUUUUCUGUUCACGCCUGGGACUCCCAAGGCAGGAAGCACACAGUGGCUCUGCGUGUGGAGCUUGACCAGCCUCGCCACAACCAGCACCAACACCUGCACCACCCCCACCAGGUGGACUUGCUCCAGCCCACACAGCCCAAUGUGACUGAGGCAGUCCCAACUGUGCCAGUCCUGCUGUUUCCAAAGUCAUUUGGUGGUCUAAGAAGGAGGAAGAGGGAUUGGAUCAUCCCUGUCAUCAAAAUUGCUGAGAACACUAGAGGCCCUUUUCCAGAACUAUUGGUGCAGAUUAAAACCAGCCAUUCAAAGGAGCUGAAGAUCGUCUACAGCAUUACUGGUGCAGGGGCAGACCAACCCCCUCUGAACCUUUUUACAAUUGAUGCAGAAACUGGAACGCUUUACAUCACUCAGCCUUUGGACAGAGAAAAACACGCUCACUAUUUGCUCUUUGCCCAUGCGGUGUCAGUUGGUGGUAGUAAAGUAGAAGACCCCAUGGAACUCAAAGUCAUUGUAAUAGACCAAAAUGAUAACAAGCCUGUCUUUGCACAAAAUCACUUCCUGGGAAGUGUUGCAGAAGCAUCAAAAAUAGGCACUGAGUUUAUGGAAGUUGUUGCCACUGAUGCUGAUGAGCCCAAAAAUUGUAACUCUAAUGUUAGAUAUACAAUUCUGAGUCAAGAUCCACUUGUGCCAAACAACGCCUUCUCCAUCAAUCCUGUCACAGGAAAAAUCAUGUUGAACUCUGCAGGGCUGGAUAAAGAGAAAAACUCAGUGUACAUUUUGGAAAUCCAAGCAGCUGAUAUGGAAGGAUGGGGUCUAACAGCCUUCUGCAAAGCAAUAAUCACUGUAACCGACAGCAAUGACCAGGCUCCGCAGUUUGAGCAGACUCUGCCCCCACAGCCCUAUGUGACUGAGGCAGUCCCAACUGUGCCAGUCCUGCUGUUUCCAAAGUCAUCUGGUGGUCUAUGAAGGCCUCCUGACACGGCCAAGAAUCAGAAGUUGAUAAUCUGAAGGCGGCUCCCAACGCCCCCACCGUACGACUCGCUGCUAGUGUUUGACUACGAGGGUACGGGCUCCGAGGCUGACUCCCUCAGCUCCCUCAACUCCUCCAGCUCCAGCGACGACUCCACUCUUGCACACUGGUGUUCUUUUUCAACUACAAGGACGCUUGCUUUUUUUGUGUGUUUUUUUUACUCCGAUGGUGAGCUUGUUCUUGACCUUUGAUUCAUUUUGAAUGAUGACAAGGGCAAGCUCGCUUCUCUAGCACUGAUAGGCAUUUUAAUUGAAAAGCGUCUUGGCUUCUUGGAAUGUGCCUUUUUCAUUCAGAUUUAGGGUGACACUGUAAAUAUUUUAUUAAACAAAAAUGCCAAAUCUUAG
Messenger RNA from Clupea harengus (Atlantic herring), 1942 nucleotides. RefSeq names its product cadherin-1-like. Gene Ontology annotation, cellular component: catenin complex; plasma membrane; adherens junction. Gene Ontology annotation, biological process: cell-cell adhesion mediated by cadherin; cell morphogenesis; multicellular organism development. The record is from RefSeq and is a predicted model, not a curated record. Lineage: Eukaryota; Metazoa; Chordata; Actinopteri; Clupeiformes; Clupeidae. The coding region runs from base 515 to 1534 and encodes 339 amino acids. Gene Ontology annotation, molecular function: calcium ion binding; beta-catenin binding; cadherin binding. The transcript has 9 exons.